AAAGGCACUGAGAAAGAGCAGAAAUUCAAGUAGAAACGCAUGGACUGUCCAUCUUGGCUAUAAUUUAGUCAGCUAAAAUUUAGUAAUUGCUUCUGCAUUGCUUUCGGGAGGAGGUGAUAUUUAAAAGCAGGCUGCUCAGCACUCAAAUGGGACUACUCCAAAAGCUUUGCCUAUAUUCUCUACAGAUCAGCAGAACAAGGGAGACCAGCUGCAUAGAUUUUCGUUAGGGCCUGAUGAAUAGGACAACAACUUACUGUUUCGGUUUUGACCAACUUUGGUUUUCAUGACAAUGGAAUUUUUCCUCCCUGUGAUGGAAAGGAAGAACCUCUUCCUAAGCCUAUUGAUCUGCUACAGUUUGUUCAGAGCUGCCGAUCAUCACAUGGUAAUUGAAGAGAAGACAGAAUGCAGCCUGUCGAGAAACAACAAAAUGAAUUUCUCAGAUCUCCCACCCAUCUCCAUAACAGAUUUAACUAAAAGAUCCCAGAAAGUCAGCAGGAAAGAGGCAGAGAUCAGGAAAUCUUCCAAGAAAAAAGCUGGACCAAAGACAUCUCUGAAACCAAGGCCCACACCAGCUGCUGACUGCGUGCCAGACUUCAAAACCUGCAAACCACACUUGAACUCGUGUUGUAACUACUGUGCUUUUUGCAAAUGCCGAAUUUUCCAGACAAUCUGCAAAUGUCUAAUGUUAAACCCAAGGUGCUAGAGCCAGACUGGGAGCACAACAGGGCCUCUGUCUUUCAAUUAGCUUCUCACAUGUAGAUUUCAAAUUGCCCCAUGUGUGUAGCAAGCAAAGCAGAGAGCUUUGAAGCUGGCAGCUUGCAUUUGCCCUUCUUAAAAUUAAAUGGAUAAUGUUGGGUUAUUUUCCAUUGGGUUAAGGCUACCACAAGGACAGCAUAGCACCAGUUCCCAGCACAGACAACAGCGUGGUGAAAGUUCAGGUUUCAGGGUUAAUUCACUUUUCAGGCAUUCAACAAAAAGCAGGAUGAGAAUUUAUAUAGGUUGUUCUUCCUGAAAAGACAGACCCAAAACAAUAACACAGUUUUUUAGUCACCUUCAGCUGAGCAUCAGUACCUCCACCUCCAGGGUUUUACUCGUUCUACCAUUAACCAGUAUCUCCAAGGUGUACAAUAUACCAGUACAUUUGAACCCUGAACGCAUCUGUGCCUCAUGACUUCCCCAGUUGUAUCCAUAGGAAUUUUCUAAUGCUCUGUGCAGGUCUAAUUGAGAGGCCAUUUCUUUACUAAAUUACUAAGCACAGCCGAGGGCUACAGAAAUCUCCCAGGCAGGCAAAGAUGACGGAGAUGACGCUCUGAAGGGGCUCAAGCCAUAUGAACUCUUUUUUCUUCUAAUAAUCAGUCCAAAGCUCAGAGCUCAGAACAGAAGUCAGAUCUUGACAGAAAUACUUCUUCACAGACUAUUUCAAGUUAGAAGGGACCCGUAAGGAUCAGUGAGUCCAAGUCCCUGCUUCUCAUGGGAUUAGCUAAAACUAAACCAUAAUGACAGAAAGCAUUGUGCAGAUGCUUCUUGAACUCUGACAGCUUGGUGCUGUGACCACUGCCUGUUCCAGGGACUGACCACCCUCCCAGUGAAGAACCUUUCCCUAAUGUCCAACCAGAACUUCCCCUGACAUAGCUUCAUGCCAUUGCCUAUCACUGGUCACCAUCUGGUCAGCAUCUCCUUCCUGUGAGAAAGGGCACCCCACAGCUUUCUUUCUCCAAGUCAAGUGACCUCAGCUGCUCCUCUUAAGCCUUGCCUUCAAUACCUUUGAUCACCUUGGUCAUCCUCCUCUGGACACACUCUAAUAGUCUGAGGUCUUCCAUGUAUUGAGGUGCCCAGAACUGCACACAGGACUCGAGGCGGGGCCCACACCACUGCAGUGGAGAGAGGGACAAUCACUGCCCUUACCAGCUUGCUGUGCUUGAUGCACCUCAGGACACAAUUGUCCCUUUGGGCCUGCCAGGGCAUACUGCUGACUUGUACUCAAUUUGUGAUCAACCUGAAUUGCCAGAGCUCUUUCCACAGCGCUGCUUUCCAGCCUCUUAUCCACCAGUGUGCAUGUAUAACCAGGACUGCCCUGUCCCAGGUACAGAAUCAGGCACUUGCUCUCAUUAAAUGUCAUACAGUCAGUGGUGGCCCAGCUCUCUAGCCUCACCAGAUCUGUCUGUGAGGCCUCUCUAUACCCUCUUGGGAGUCCACAGCUCCUCCUAGUUUAGUAUAAUGAGCAAACUUACUUAAUGUACAGUCAGUUCCUGUGCCCAGAUCAUUUAUAGAAAAAUUAAAGAACACUGGCCCUAAAACUGAGCCUUAGGGAACCCUAUAGGUGAGUGGCUGCCAGCCUGAUGGGACUCCAUUUACUAUAACUCUGAGUGGGACCUGUAAGGCAAUCUGUCACCCAACACAUUACGGACUUGUCUAGCUGCAUGCUGGACGUUCUAUCCAGAAGGAUACUGUGACAGUAUAAAAAGGUCUGCUAAAAUCCAA
Molecule: messenger RNA, 2481 nt
Organism: Pezoporus occidentalis (night parrot)
Lineage: Eukaryota; Metazoa; Chordata; Aves; Psittaciformes; Psittacidae
Gene: ASIP
Product: agouti signaling protein
Exons: 4
Coding region: 284-703 (139 amino acids)
Biological process (GO): positive regulation of melanin biosynthetic process; melanosome organization; hormone-mediated signaling pathway
Cellular component (GO): extracellular region
Molecular function (GO): melanocortin receptor binding; neuropeptide hormone activity
Source: RefSeq, a predicted model, not a curated record